UGUGAGUCCUGCUUGCUGUAGGCUGCAGAAUGAACGCAGUUGCUUUCCUCUCGGUCUGAGAGGCAGCUGCUUUUUUUUCUUUUUCUUUAAUUUAUUUAUUUUUUUAGUUUGUUCUUCCUUUCCUGUGCCAGACAUCAGUAGGAAUCACUGCAGUUUUUUUUUUACCCUUUUACUCACGGUUCUUUUUGGACCUCCCUCCCACUCUUGUGUUAUUAUUUUUGUGCCUGGAAGUACCAUGCCGGUGGUUGGCGUAGCCUCCAAGCUCAGGCAACCCUCCGCGGUGGGCACCAAGCCAGUGCAUACUGCUCUCCCCAUCCCCAGUGCGGUCAGGGCAGCCACUUCACAGGGCUACAUGGCCAGGCAGCAGGAGUUCAGGACAGGUGAGGGCGCCCCGAGGCUCUCCUGCCAGCUGUCAAUCAAGUCUGAGUACCAACAGGAGAGUACGGCUGAAGGCAAGUCCAGAGCUGCGACGGAGGAGAGCAAGAUCUGCAAGAUUUACACAGACUGGGCCAAUCAUUACCUGGCCAAGUCCGGCUGUCAGCGCCUCAUCAAGGACCUGAGCCAGGACGUCACCGAUGGAGUCCUGCUGGCACAGAUCAUCCAGAUCAUAGCGAAUGAGAAGGUGGAGGACAUCAAUGGCAGCCCCAGAAGCCAGUCGCAAAUGAUCGAGAAUGUGGACGCCUGCCUCAGUUUCCUGGACGCCAGAGGAGUGAAUGUACAAGGGCUCUCAGCAGAAGAGAUCAGGAAUGGCAACCUAAAGAGCAUCCUGGGUCUCUUCUUCAUCCUGUCACGUUACAAGCAGCAGCAGCAGCAACAGCAGCAGUACUACCAAUCCCUGGUGGAGCUCAGCCAGCAGACCAGCAGCCCCGUACCGUCCUCCAGCAGCCUCAAGACACAAGAGAUGCAGUCCAGUCUCACAGCACGAUAUGCAAGUCCUCCAGGCCACAGUGGAAUAGGGUCACCACAGAAGAAAAACACAAGGUUACCAGGCCCCUCCAGAGUACCUGCUGCAGGCAGCGGGGCAUCCAGGAGCCCGGGCUCAUCCAACCUCAACCGGCGCAGCCAGAGCUUCAACAGCAUCGACAAGAGCAAGCCUCUUCAGUAUGCCAGUGGCAACGACAGAGAAGCGGUGAGGGGUAUCCCGGCACCCGGCGGGAUGAAUGGGAGCAGUAUUGGUGGGACGGUUCCCACCAGCCUCAGCGGGCAGCAGCUGGCCUCUGCCAUCCCCUCACCCACCGCAGGCAAGUCCUGGCGCAGCAAGUCCAUGAACCUCAAGCACAGUGCCACUUCGUCCAUGCUGGCAAGCCCCACGAACUCACCGUCCCCCACCCAUUCACCCCAGGCCUCUGAAGGCCUUCUGCCGCAUGGAAGCGAUGGGUCUAAAGUCGGGUCCACUGGCGGUGGUGGAUCCCAGAGGUCCAUGCUGGAGAAGUUCCGCCUCAUUAACCCUAGAUCUGCUUCACGAGCGUCACCGUCUGUGGCCGAGAUGGCUCUGCAGGAGGAGGAUGACCUGUCGGAGUACGGUGAGGAUGGAUUGACGCCGAUGGGGCCGAUGUGCAGCAGUGGCAGUAGCAGUGCUUCGGCCAAGCAAAUGCCCACCAAGGCACCUGCAUCGUCCCUCACUGCACCAAGCAAGACAUCCUCCUCUUCCUCCCCCUCCUCUUCAUUUUCAAAAGCGUCUGCCAAUGGCAGCAGGUCCAUGGCCCAGUCCAAAGACAAGGAGGACAAAAGCAAGUUUGGGAAAUCUUCUAAGGACAGCUCUCCAGCCAAAGAGGAGCGCGAGUCAUAUACUGACUCCACCAAGAAGACCUCCAAAAUUGCCAGCCUCAUCCCCAAGGGAGGGAAGCCAUCAUCUGGAAAGAAAGAUGGCGGCGCCUCCUCAGCUUCCACUGGCAUCCCAAAGCCAGGACUUAAAGCUCCCUCUACCACGACGUCCAAGCCUCAGACUCAGUCGCAGAGCCAAAGCCAGGCGGCCUUAAACAGCAGCGGCAACAUGCGGGGUGGAGAGGGCGAGAGGGCCAAGCUGACGAAAGGAGGGCAGGGUGGGAGUUUCUACAUACAGCGCUCCAUUGGGGGCCCAGAGGGCAAAAGGACCAGCAUGACCUCCUCCACCAGCACCUCAGCCCUGUCUGGGUCCAGUGGGAUGCUGGGAGGAGGAGGGGUUGGAGGAGUAGGGGGAGGAGGAGGAGCGCUUGGAGGGAACGGAGUCGUUCAGCUUCCUCAGCAGCAGCAGCACAACCACCCAAAUACUGCCACUGUGGCCCCCUUCAUGUACAGGACAUUCUCAGAAAAUGACUGCACCAUGGUGGCCCCAGCCGACCCCUGCCUCAGCCCCACCAAGGGAGAGCUGGUCUACAGCAAGACAGCCAAACAGUGCCUGGAGGAGAUAUCAGGAGAGGAUCCCGAGACGAGACGCAUGAGGACGGUGAAGAACAUCGCUGACUUGCGGCAAAACCUGGAAGAAACCAUGUCCAGUCUACGGGGUACCCAGAUCAGCCACAGUACACUAGAAACAACCUUCGACACCACGGUAACCACUGAGGUCAAUGGGCGUAGUCUACCAGCCCUCACCACACGCUCCUCCCCCAUGGCCUGGCGUCUGGGCCAAUCACAAACCCCACGUCUCCAGGCAGGCGACGCCCCCUCAAUGCCUAGCAGCUACGCUGCGCCCAGGGCGAGCACGACGAGCGCUGGCACUACCACAGGCCGCUACAGUGGGCACUCGGACCCCUCCAGGUUUGUGUACAGCGCCCCCCUGAGGAGAGCAGCAGCGGCAGCAGGGGCUAGGGGGGCGGAGCAAGGGGAGAAGGGAGGAGGAGGAGGGCUGGAAGGAGGGAAGCAGAUGGAGGUGGCAGGGUACAUGAGUGAUGGGGACAUCCUAGGGAAGAACGGCCGGAUGGAUGAGAUCACUAGCGGAUACCUUACAGACGGCGGCCUCCAUCUGUAUGCGCGGAACGCAGGCCGAGCCUCAGACGUGGCUUCUUCUCGAGAAAUAUCCCAGAGAGGGAGCAAAGAGGUGCAGGGCGACAUAGACAGUUGGGACGACAGCAGCUCGGUAAGCAGCGGCUUGAGCGACACGUUGGACAACAUCAGUACGGAUGAUCUGAACACCCCCGCCUACUCAGCUGUCAGCUCAUCACGCAAAAGCAAGGGAGUGCAGUCCCAGCGAGGAGGCAGGUCCAAGCAUGCAGAGCAGGAGGUGAGCAGCAGCUGGGCCGGAGCCGAGGACCUGAAGAAGGUGGAGGAGGAGCUGGACGCAAGCAUGGACCCCGGCAGCGGCUCCUCCCGCUGGAAGCCUUCCGCAUCCUCCUCUUCAUCUCAAGCCCAGGGCCAGUACGAGGACGCCGGCCAGAAAGCCGCUGCGCUGGCCCAGAUGUCCCAGACAGGCUCAUGGAGGAGGGGCAUGACGGCCCAGGUGGGCAUUACUCCACCCAGGAGCAAGGGUACCUCUGCUGCCCUCAAAACACCAGGCAAAACCGAUGAUGCUAAGGCCUCUGAGAAGGGCAAGGCGCCUUCCAAGAGUUCAGCUGGCAUCCAGCGCUCACCUUCAGAUGCUGGGAAGAGUAGUGGAGAUGAAGGUAAGAAACCUCCCUCUGGCAUUGCACGCCCACCAACCACUGGUUCUUUUGGAUACAAGAAAAUCCCUGGUCCCACUGGUACCCUAAUCACCUCCAGUGGUGCAACGCUCGCCAGCGGCUCAGCCACCCUGGGCAAGGCGCCCAAAUCUUCAGCUGCCCUCGGCAAAGGCACAGGCAUCGGUGGUGUGCGUAAGACCAGCCUUGAUGGCUCACAGCCCCAGGAUGACGGCGUUCUACUCAACUGCAGUGGCUCCAAAUUGACCCUGCAGUACCGCUCUCUACCCAGACCUGCCAAAUCCUCCAGUGGGGGCGCAGCAGGGCGCAGCGGGCAUCGCUCCAGUUCCAGCAGCAUCGACUCAAACGUUAGUGGCAAGUCAGCUGGAGGGGCAGCGACACAAGCGGGUGCCAAACGCAGGGACGGAAAAGUGGGCUCAGACCGCUCCAGUCCCAUCUCCAUUAACCAGACAGACAAGGAGAAAGUGGCGGUGUCAGACCAGGACACAACAGCAGGUCUGUCCACCUCCCCCAAGUCCAGCCCUACCUCCAGUUCAACAGGCCAAUCAGGCCUCAGGCAGCCUGGCUCCAAGUACCCCGACAUUGCUUCUCCUACGUUCCGCAGAUUGUUUGGCACCAAAGCCAGCAGCAAGGCCAGCUCUCCGGGCACGCCCGACUCUGGCAAGUGCCCCUCAAUAUUGGGCAGCCCCCACGGCACGCUGGCAAGGCAGGCCAGUCUGGACUCGCCCUCCUCUGGCACGGGGAGCCUGGGCAGCGCUGGCGGCCUGAGUGGUGGCAGCAGCCCACUGUAUGGUAAAACCCCAGACCUGUGCACUGACUCCCCAGCUUCCAGCCCGGCCUCUGGCCUCUCCCUGCCCUCCAACGCUCGGCCCUGGCCUGCCUGUAGCUCGUCAGCUGGCAGCAAGGACACACUGAGCUGCCAAAGCAUGACCAGUCUGCACACCAGCUCUGAGUCCAUUGAUCUGCCGAUGGGCCACCACGGGCCCAAGGUUACACGAACCGGCAGUGUCAAGUCCACCCUGUCUGAAGGCAUGCCUCUUGACAGAAACACGCUUCCCAAAAAGGGAUUAAGGUACCCUCCGUCCUCCCGACAGACGUCCCAUGAGGAAGGGAAGGAGUGGUUGAGAUCCCAUUCAACAGGGGGCCUUCAGGACACAGGGAGCCAGUCCCCACUGUCUCCACCUGGAGCUUCCUGCACGACUACUGGAAAAUACCACUACUCCAACCUGCUGAGCCCCACUAACAUCAGUCAGUAUAACCUGCCACCAGGCAGCAGCAGCAUGAGUCGCUCCAACAGCAUCCCUGCCCAGGACUCCUUUGACCUAUACGGAGAGUCACCCACUGGUGGCAGCGCAACCUCGCUGGAGGAUCGACCACGGGCCAUCAGCCGCUCCGGCUCCUUCAGGGACAGCACUGACGAAGUCCAUGGCUCUUCAUUGUCUCUGGUCUCCAGCACGUCUUCACUGUACUCUGCGACGGAGGAGAAAGCACACUCAGAGCAAAUCAGAAAGCUGCGUCGGGAGCUGGACGCCUCUCAGGAGAAGGUGGCAACCCUGACAUCUCAGCUGGCUGCCAACGCACACCUGGUGGCAGCCUUUGAGAAGAGCCUGAGUAACAUGACCUGCCGCCUGCAGAGCCUCACCAUGACUGCUGAACAAAAGGAGUCUGAGUUGGCUGAGUUGAGGGAGACCAUAGACAUGCUGAAGACCCAGAACACAGACGCCCAGACUGCCAUCCAGGUGGCGCUCAACGGCCCUGACCACCUAAACAAAGACCUGCGAAUUAGACGGCAGCACUCGUCAGAAAGUAUGUCCAGUAUCAACAGCGCAGCCAGUCACUCCAGCAUGGGCAGUCUGGGCAAGGACGCCGAGGACAAAAAGAAGAAGAAGAAGAGCUGGGUGGCUGAUUCCAUCCCUGCUCAGUUGCGCAGCUCCUUCAAGCAGGCGUUCAGCAAGAAGAAAACCAAAUCCCAGUCAGCCCAUGACGAGAUGGAGGAGAUGAGCGACUCGAUGCCGUCCUCGCCCAAACUGCAGCAUGACAACAGGCAGGGCAGCAUUGCCACGCUGCAUUCUUCACCCUCCACCACAGAGCUGUGCGAAUGCACCGAAGCUGAGGCGGAGAUCGUCCUCCAGCUGAAGAACGAGCUGAGGGAGAAGGAGCUCAAGUUGACAGACAUCCGCCUGGAGGCGCUUAGCUCGGCCCACCACCUGGACCAGAUCCGAGAGGCCAUGAACCGCAUGCAGAAUGAGAUUGAGACGCUGAAAGCAGAGAACGAUCGUCUGAAGUCCAGCGGGAACGCCACGCCGACAGCCACGCCCGUCAAGACCGCCAGGCCGCCCUCCGAGACCUCCAGCACAUCCUCCUCCUCCUCGCGUCAGUCCUUGGGGCUAUCACUCAAUAACCUCAACAUCACCGACACCAUCAUGUCAGAUAUUCCGCUAGAUGACAGCUACGAGGGCAAUCUACGCAAAGACGGCCGGAGUGUGCGAAUAGUGGUUACCAUCAGCAGUGGGCCAAAAACCACCAAGGGUAAACAAAGCCAGGAUUACCUGAUUGGGUCUAUAGGUGUGAGUGGGAGGACCAAGUGGGAUGUCCUGGAUGGAGUCAUUCGACGCCUCUUCAAGGAGUAUGUGUUUCGGGUGGACCCUCUAACCAGCUUGGGUCUCAACUCAGACAGCAUUGUCUGCUACAGGAUGGGCGAAGUGGUUCGCUCCCACGCCUCCGAAGUGCCUGAGCUGCUGCCCUGCGGCUACCUGGUGGGCGACAACAACGUCAUCAAGGUCAACCUCAAAGGUACUGAAGAGAACAGUAUAGACAGCCUGGUGUUUGACGCGCUGAUUCCAAAGCCCAUCAUCCAGCGGUACCUCAACCUGUUGAUGGAGCAUCGUCGCAUCAUCCUCUCAGGACCCAGCGGCACCGGCAAAUCCUUCCUGGCCGCCAAGCUGGCCAAGUACAUCAUUUGCCAGAUGGGGCAGGAGGUGACUGAGCACAACCUGGCCAGCUUCAACGUGGACCAGAACUCCAGCAAGGAUCUGCGUCAGUACCUGUCCAACCUGGCAGAACAGUGUAACUCUGAGGACACGGACACGGAGCUCCCCACUGUGGUCAUCUUGGACAACCUGCACCACAUUGGCUCGCUCAGUGACAUAUUCAACGGCUUCCUCAACUGCAAGUACCACAAAUGCCCUUAUGUUAUUGGGACCAUGAACCAGGGAGUUUCCUCCUCUCCUAACCUCGAGCUACACCACAACUUUAGGUGGGUGCUGUGCACAAACCACACGGAGCCGGUCAAAGGUUUCCUGGGCCGUUUCCUGCGGCGGAAGCUGAUUGAGACGGAGAUCCAUAAGAACAUGCGCAGCAAUGACCUCAUUAAGAUCAUCGACUGGAUCCCCAAGACCUGGCAGCACCUCAACGGCUUCCUGGAGGCACACAGCUCCUCUGAUGUCACCAUAGGCCCCCGUCUCUUCUUGUCCUGUCCCAUGGAUGUGGAAGGCUCUCGUGUGUGGUUCACUGACCUGUGGAACUACUCCCUGGUGCCCUACCUGCUGGAGGCUGUCAGAGAAGGGCUUCAGCUGUACGGCAAAAGGGCGGCGUGGGAGGAUCCUUCCAAGUGGGUGAACGACACGUAUCCAUGGAACGCUGCCUCACUGCAGCAGGACGGCCAGUCACUGCUCCAACUGAGGCCGGAGGACGUGGGGUACGAAGGCUACAGCUCAUCCAAGGAGGGGGCCUCGUCCAAGCAGGUGUCUCAGAGUGACACUGAGGGAGACCCGCUGAUGAACAUGCUGCUACGACUGCAGGAGGCAGCUAACUACUCCAGCACGCAGAGCUGCGACAGCGACAGCACCAGUCACCAUGACGACCAGCUGGACUCCUCGCUGGAGUCGGCGUUAUGAGACCAAGAGCUGCGCUGGGAGACCCAGAACCCCUCGGUCGCUACCAGACACCCCUAUAGUGCAGAGAUGUAUGAUAUAUGAAAAGUUUUAUUAUCCAAAAUGGUAUACCAACCGUUUCAAAGAAAACACAUAUUUUUACAUAACAGUGGUGCAAUAUUAAAUCAAAUUAUUGAAUGUUCUAAACAGCAGUAGCCAACUUGGUCCUCAGUGGUUCAAAAUGAUAAACAUAAAAUCAUACAAGUUGGAUUAUUUUAAACACAUUAAACAGUAAUGUUAGCUAGUCAUUUUUUAAUGGAUGUAUGUAUAACAUUUUAGAAUACAACUUUUCAUAUAGGCUAUGUGUAGGCGGGACACGUCUGUAGUUCCUCUGAAGGUGACUUACAAUGAGUAAAUCACCUUUGUGCUUACCCACGAUGAGCCACAGAUUGCACCGUUAUUUUAACUUUGGGUGUCAAUCUGCAUGUGAGGGGGGGGGGGGGGGGGGAGAGAAAGCCGAGAGUUUGACGUGACAAAACUGGAUUUUUCUUUUCCUUAUUUUUUUUUAAAUCCCACAUAUAUCUUCAGAUGUUUACAAUGGGUUGGGGGUGGGUUCUGUUGUUUAUGUCUUUCCUUGUUUACAGAGGUGCUUCUCACACAGACACAGACACAAAUGCACUUACUUACACACAGGCAGCAGGAGGACACUGUCCUUUAAUCAGAGGGCUUUAAUUGGUUCAAGCCCCCAUGUGACCAACAAUCCAGCCUGCCAAAGUGCCCUUGAGCAAGGCACUAUUUAUACCAACCUGGGACCUUGCUCCCUGACCCCACCUACUGAGGGAUGCAAGUAAAAGGAGAAUAAUAAGUGUUUUCAUGUGAUACAAUGCCCUCUGGUGGCCACAGUGGAGACUCACAGCUCUUAGAAAACUGGAUGUAAACAGUAUAGUAAGGCUAAGGCACACUUUUUUUGUCUCAUUGUUUACCACCAUAUCAUCUUAUUUGGGGGUCUUUGCCUUUUCUGAAUAUAAAGACAAUUAUAUACCUCCAUGAUGGCACCAGAUGUGGUUGAUUUGAGACAUUUUCAAAGCCUCUACAGCCCAGCUAGGGGCACAAGAAUGACAUUUUCAUAGCAUACACACACACACACACACACACAACACACACUCACACACAACACAAACAAACACACACACCUCCUGCUCAGGCGUCACUUGAGCCUCAUGGUGCUGGUCUCCUGCCCUGAGCCUCCUCAGUGUCAGGCACUGCCAAGUCGCUCUCUGCUGCCCUGCAUGCCAACAAGCACAACGGCAUUGUCUGUGUGUCAUCCAGCCACAUUGCUACUGUGAAGAAAACGAUGGAGUGCCAAUGUUUCCCUUUGAUUUACUGCCAAAUGUGCACACACACACAACCAUACACACACAGAGACUACAUAACAACGCACAGCUGACCAUGCUUGUAAACUUUGAUUAAGUUGCUUUUGGCCUUCCACACACCACAGUCCAUUUUUUUAUUAUCUCAGAAUGCACAAUGAGAACAGCAGGCAGCGCCUUCUGUUGGCCAACACAGACCUGCACCAGUUGACUGUUCGCUAAACCCUUGACCUCUGUCAAGCUUGGAUUUCUCCACAUGUUAAAGUAGUGUGCAGGAUGGUGAAGUGGUUUGAGAGAUGCUCCUUAUUUUAAGAAUUUGGAAGGUGGGGUCUUCGUUAGCAUUUCCAAACAGCCACAAGAGCCAAAGUUGAAGGAAUAGGUUAAAUGGCGUCUGACGUUAGCUGCAAGUGUUAGCAUGAUCGAGUAACUAGCUCUUUUUUUUAAACGCUCUUUUUUGUAUUUGGGGAUGUUGACACUCCAGCAACCCCAGUCAAUAUUAGCCUGAGAUAGCAUUAGCCAAACGCAGUGCUCACCCUAUAAGCCUUUUCUCUUGUAAUGUUAAAAAGUGAAAAUAUGAACAAGUAUGUAAGAUAAGCAGUCUAACAGAGUUGUGUUAAAUCAGUCAGUCAGUCUGAUCUUACUUUCUUCUCUUAUAGCCUACUUAUAACGCUAGGACUCACUAGCUCUUCUGCAUUACAACAGUGGUUUAUCAACUGCUGAGGGUGCUGACUGUUUACAUGGACAUGCAGCUUUAAUCUCCGUAUUUCAGUAGGAUAUCAUGUCCACCAAGUGUAGCCUAUAUUUAAGACCCAUUUACAAGAUUAUCAUUUUAAAAUGAAUCAGCAGGAAAAAUGAAUUAGUUAGUUGAAUUAGCCAGCUAGCUCCAGCUGAUAAAGUCUGUCGACAGCUAUCACAUCAGCUGACAAAACUGAUGCCUAUUAGCUGAAAAAGGGAAGCCGGCUUUUGUUAACCUCUAUCUGAGAUCAAGGACCUAUUGAUUAAAAAAAAUACUGAUAAUUUGGAGUGGCAAACGUGCUAUUGAUGUCAUUGUAAACUGCAUAUGUGCGAGAAUUGAAAGCUUGAGCGGUGUAGCAACAGUUACGUAGGGGGCAGAGCUUAGCGAACAGUUAAUUGUCGAUAGCUGAGGUCCUGUGUCACGUGCGUCAACCAGCAUGGAGAAGCGGGUGGGGUUUUCUGCAACAGGGAAAUUCUGUAAGAAACAGGAAAGCAACAGACUGACUUUCAAAAAUGUCUAAGGCUUUUACUCCAACAGAUGAGAGCUAUGACGUUAUUUGAUCAAUCAACAAAAUAUCGGUAAUGUUGAAUUAAACAAUGCAAGCCAGCAGUGUCUUGCUUGCUUCUGGUACUCAUUUGAGAGUCUUGUUCAGCAUCUUACCAAAAAAAAGAGAAAAGAAUCCAAAGUAUUUUCAAAUGCAAGUUAACCAGAUCAGCUGAAUAAGGGAACAACGAUACUGGUGCUUUCUCACUGCCUUAAAUGUGCAAAGGUUUGGGAGGCAUCCACUGCUCCCACUGGCCAUAGUGAGAAGAGGAGAUGUUGACGUCAGACGAUGAUGAUCUGCUUCUUGCUAUGUCAAAGAAGCUGCUUGUACUCUUUUGUUUUUUGUCACUCCCUCUUCCUCCAAACCGCCCUUUCUUGUUUCUGACAGUUAAAGUAUAAAAGAGUUGAUGCUGUAUUUGAAAACUUUGAAACUGACCAAUAUUGUAAAAACAUUUAAAAAGGGGUGGGGUAUUUUUCAGUUGUUGUUUUUUGCCCAGUUGAGCUGGGCUCACUUGAACUGACAGGAGCACAACCAAACUGUUUUGGGUUUUCUAGCCUGACGAGCAUGUUUUCAAGCUUUUUAAAGGGGGAUGCAUUGAGAAGAGACCUUUAACGUUAUGUAUGCGUGUAUUGGAUGGAAGCCAUUUUGAAUUUUGAUUGUCCUCUCUUUGUUUAACGAGUGGGUUGGUUUUGCACACUUUGAGGUCGGGGUGGGUUGUAAAUACUUAAGUCUUGCACAGUGAAUCAAAGAUGCAUUCUGCCCUGUUGAUGUAACAAUAUGCUUAAUCCGCUGAGUAAAUUAUUGUACUUUGAAAACAAAGAGAAAAAAAAGAAAUGCAAAAACUCAACACGCUGUCAGAAAGAGGUGUGUGUCUUGUGGUGAUUGGAUGUUUAGCCUAUGCAGGUGGCAAAAGGUGUACAGUAAGAAACUGUUUUUUUUAACUCACUGAAAAUCAGACUGAGAACACAAAAAAGGCACUUUUCCAGUAUUCCCCCAUUCUGUCACUAUAUACUCUGGAUCCUCUCCGUCUUUAGGAAUGCCUGCUGUUUCUUGGAAGCACUUCCUCUCUGGACAUUUUAACCCAAGCUUACCGCCACGUUACGCUUGCCAGCUGUCCGAGGCACUGAAGCUGACCUGACACCGUACUGUAAACAUUUACCAACAACCAACAGGUGCUAAUGGUCAGUCAAAGCCCAUCAUAGACCAAGAAGUCAUGUUGUCACAACCUCAGGACAAUCCUAUCCCCUACAAUCCUACCUGUGUUCAGCUUCACACGUGUCUCUGCAGCCAAGCCUCCGAUGGUUUGAAUCUGGCACACUUGGCCAGCCUUGUGUCCGCAAGUGUGUGUAGUUGUAUGGGAAGGGGGUAGUUCGUACCUAGACUUACACCCACGUGUCAAACCUUAGCUUAGAUCUCCCACAGUUCACCCUCUCAGCUACUCUACACUCCUAUACACCAUAGUGUUGAUGAUCAACUGGUAAUUUUUCCCACUUAACACUUUGCAGUUAAAUCUCAGUUGAAAACCAUAGCAUUUAUUCUGGUUUGAGAGAAAGUUUAAUUCUUUUUGGGUGAAACAUUUGUCCUUAAAUGUUUUAUAUUUUGUACAUUUGUAUGUAACAUAUCAUGUAAAUAGACAGAGACAGUGAUUUAACUCAUCUGGAGGAUUUUGUAGUCUUUGUAAAGCCCUAAUAAAUGGUAUUUGGUGUCACACGAGCAAACAACAUGCUGA
Micropterus salmoides (largemouth bass) is the source of this 11844-nucleotide messenger RNA. RefSeq names its product neuron navigator 3-like. Gene Ontology annotation, biological process: neurogenesis; nervous system development. The record is from RefSeq and is a predicted model, not a curated record. NCBI's taxonomy places the organism in Eukaryota, Metazoa, Chordata, Actinopteri, Centrarchiformes, Centrarchidae. Gene Ontology annotation, molecular function: ATP binding; protein binding; ATP hydrolysis activity.